Molecule: messenger RNA, 1530 nt
Organism: Cadophora gregata
Lineage: Eukaryota; Fungi; Ascomycota; Leotiomycetes; Helotiales; Ploettnerulaceae
Exons: 2
Coding region: 1-1530 (509 amino acids)
Molecular function (GO): monooxygenase activity; iron ion binding; heme binding
Source: RefSeq, a predicted model, not a curated record
AUGAUAGCCGAUAUCCUUUCCCUCUCGCCCGCCACGCUCAUCGUCCUUUCAACCGGCGUAACCCUCCUCUAUUUUCUUCUCACGCCUCUCUUCUCGCCACAACGGUCUAUCCCCGGACCAUUCCUAGCACGCUUUACUCGUCUUUGGUAUUUCUACCAGAUAUAUAAAGGAGAUUUCGAGAGGCUGAAUAUAAAGCUGCAUGAGGAGUAUGGACCAAUUGUGAGGAUUGCGCCAGGAGAGUACUCGAUUAAUGAUGUGGAGGGGGCGAGGGUCAUUUAUGGGUUGGGGAAGGGGUUUGUGAAGAGUUCCUGGUACUGGGCAUGGAUGCCACCAGACCCCACCAAAGCAUCUCUAUUCUCCGACCUGGAUCCCCAUCGACACUCCCUCCAACGGCGAAAGUUCUCCUCCCUAUACUCCAUGUCCGCACUUCUCGGCUACGAGCCCUUCGUCAACAACUGCACCUCCCUCCUCACACAACGAUUUUCAGAACUCUCCUCCUCCAAAACACCCACCACCAUCGACCUCCAGCACUGGCUGCAAUGUUACGCAUUCGAUGUCAUUGGCGAAAUCACCUUCGCCAACCGCUUUGGCUUCCUAGAUUGUGGUGAAGAUAAAGAGGGUGUCUUUCAAGCCAUAGAUACCAGAGGCGUGUACUCGACAUUCGUCGGUGUAUUCCCCUGGAUCCACAGAUUCUUGUACCCGCUCCUCCCAAAAACAGGUGGACACGGCUACGUAUUCAACUACACUCUCCGUCAAAUCGACGAACGACAAAGCUUGCUCAAGGACCCUCGAAAUGCAGGCCGUGAAGGACCCCCCGACAUCAUGACGAAGAUCCUCCUUGCGCACGAAGAAACCCCCGAAAAGAUGACCAAGAUGGACCUUAUCACAAUGUGUCAAUCUAACAUCGGUGCAGGGAGCGAUACCACGGCUAUCACGCUGUCGAGUAUCUUCUACCAUCUCUUGAAAUAUCCUGCUACGUACAAGAAAUUGCAGGAUGAGAUCGAUACUGCGGCGAAAGAAGGCAGGAUCUCGGAUCCGGUGACGUUCAAGGAGGCGCAGAAUGAGUUGCCGUAUUUACAGGCUGUUAUGAAAGAGGCGCUUAGAAUCCAUCCUGCUACAGGAUUACCGAUGCAGAGGGUUGUUCCUGCGGAGGGGACUACGAUCGCGGGGGUUUUCAUUCCUGGUGGGUCAUCUGUUGGUAUCAAUUCUUGGGUUGCACAUCGCAACCAGAGUGUUUUCGGACGAGAUGCUGAAGAGUGGAGGCCGGAGCGGUGGUUGGAGUUUGAAGAGCAGGGAAGAGGUGGAGAGGUUGAGAGGUAUAUGUUGGCUUUUGGGAUGGGGAGUCGCACGUGCAUUGGGAAGAAUAUUAGUUUAUUGGAGAUGAGUAAAUUGGUUCCGCAGUUGGUGAGGAGGUUUGAUUUUGUGCUGGAGAAUGAGUGUAGGGAUGAUUUGAAGUGUUUGAACAGGUGGUUUGUGAAGCAGCAGAACUUCAGGGGAAGGGUUGUUGCGAGGAAGGCUGUGGCGGCAUGA